GAUUAGAAUCCGUUUGUAAAUUUAUUUUGACCAGAUUAAUGGGAGAGAAAUUGUAAACACGGCGGAGGGAUUUGAAACAACGUGUUGUGCUGUUCCGGUCGACUGCUCCGGUUGACAUUAGAUCGGUGUAUCGCUCCCACAAACGCAGUGUCUGUUCAUUUUACAUCGAUGAUACACUUAACGGCACAAUAUGGUAUCGCUGCUCUAUUGAUCUGCACACGGAAACUGCCCUGUGUAGAUUUUUUUCUGCGUUAUGGAGUAAACGAAAAAAAUUUUUAACACCGUUAAGGAUUUAAUAUUGUGACAAUGCACACGUGGGUGCUUUCUCUCAUCCUUGCCCUGAACUGUGGUCUAGUCCCGGGGGUAAGGGGACAGAUUUCUCAUCGUCACGCACGUUGCGAGAGAAUCACCAUACCUAUGUGUAUGGACAUGAGAUACAACUUAACAAGAAUGCCGAAUUUAAUUGGACAUACAAAUCAAAAAGAUGCAGCUAUACAGGUGCAUGAGUUUACACCUUUGGUUCAAUUUGGAUGUUCGAGACUGUUAAGAUUUUUUCUGUGUUCUCAGUUCGCGCCAAUGUGCACUGAAAUGGGAGACGAAACACUUAUUAUUCCAGUUUGUCGCUCCAUGUGUUUAGAAGUUAAAAGUAAGUGUGCACCGAUAUUGACUAAAUUCAGUUUUGAGUGGCCUCCAAUGUUAGACUGCUCUAAACUGCCUCAAAAAGAUGACCCCAAGCCAAAUAACCUGUGCAUGGAAGCUCCGAAUAUGACGGAUGACCCACAAAUUACGGACGGGGCCGGGAUCUUUGACAAAGAAAAGGACCCGGCAGAUUGGAUCAACAUCUUAACGAAAAUAAAAGUAUCUAAGCCGUCGAUCGGAACGAAAAGGAAGGUCGGAUCCUUAGAUUCCAAUAAAAUUUUUCCGAAGGUUCCCAUGGAGAAGACCUGUCCGGACCGAUUUGUCCGAGUGGACACGGGGGCGGACAAUUCGACGUGUGCCGCCCGGUGUAACGUUGACGUGAUGUUCCGGCAGGCGGACAAAAAGUUCGCCGAAUACUGGACGGUGGGCUGGGCGUCUCUCUGUUGUUUAUCCACCGUCUUCACCGUUCUGACUUUUGUCAUCGACACCAGUCGUUUCAAAUACCCGGAACGGCCCAUCAUCUUUUUAUCCAUGUGCUAUGCCAUUUACUCGUUCGCUUUCUUCAUCCGAGCCAUAACGGGCCCUAAUGCCAUUUCAUGUGACAGGACCAUUGAUGGAACGGAGUUUAUAAUUCAGGAAGGCUUGGACAGCACCUGGUGUAUCAUUGUGUUCCUCAUCAUGUAUUUCUUUGGAAUGGCUAGUCAACUUUGGUGGGUUAUUCUCACUUUAACUUGGUUUCUGGCUGCAGGGCGUAAAUGGGGACAAGAGGCAAUAGAGACCCUUAGCAGUUAUUUCCACAUGGCCGCUUGGGCCAUCCCGUCCAUAAAGACCAUAAUUAUUUUGACCAUGAGGAAAGUGGACGGGGAUGAAUUAACGGGUCUGUGCUAUGUAGGAAACCAAGACAUUAAGGCAUUAACGGGAUUUGUCUUAGCACCUCUGAUUGUGUAUUUGCUCCUUGGAACCUUAUUUAUUCUGUCUGGAUUUGUGUCUUUAUUUCGCAUCAGAAACAAUCUCAAACAGGAUGGAACCAAUAUUCGCAAAUUGGAAAAACUUAUGGCCAAAAUCGGCAUUUUCUCAGUGUUGUAUACGGUGCCGGCCACUUGUGUGAUAGGGUGUUAUUUCUAUGAGAGAGUGAAUUAUGAUGUGUGGUUAACAGCUUCAAAACUGCUAAGUUGUGGUCGAACUGAAGAAGGGGGCACAGACUGUGGGCUUACUCAGUCUAUCCCCCAAGUGGAAGUGUACAUGUUAAAGAUUUUCAUGUCUCUUGUGGUAGGCAUAACAAGCGGCAUGUGGGUGUGGAGCUCCAAGACUCUCAACUCCUGGAAAACUUUCUUCUCCAAUCGCUUCACCCGCCGGAAAUCUAAUCUCGGGGGCAGUGGUAACAUCGGGUACCACCCGGCCCCAGUGAUUGUGAUGAAACCACACCAUGGACCCAAAGUCUCCUCAAAAUCUUCAGGGUCCAGGGUCUAAGAUAACGCGUAAUGAUUAUUGAAAUUUUUAUUAUCAUUUUAUUUUUUGUCUUUCAGGAACUUCUUUUGUUUACUUUUAUAGAACAAGUGUUCAAUGCAUUAUUCAAUGGACACACUUAUUUUUUUCCAUCAAGUUUCCACUUUAUUAGAAAUUGGGGAAAAAUCCUCGCGCUGUAUUAAUAUUAAGUUACAAUUUCUAAAAACAUUUGUUCGGGACAAUCCACAAUAACGCUUGUUAAAAAAUAGUGUCUUCAUUAUUAUUGAAAAACUCGUUAACAUUUUUUGCACGGUGUUGUUCAAGUCUAAUAGCAAGGUUUGUGUUCAAGAUCCAUUUCAAAGAGGGAAUACUGAAUAGAUAGUUUACAAGCACCUUUAAUCAAAGCCUCAGAUUACAUUUGAAAAUUACAGCUUGGGGUUAGCACAAUGGCGAGGUCGGGAAGGGUCCCUGGAUAUGGGCUAUGUACAGCAAUAUCGAAUGUACUCGCCGCGAAUCCUAUUGGUAACUCGAGCCGGGUAUGCUUAAAUACCCACAAUGGAAAGAUACUUAGACAACUAGGCAAUAACAGAACACUACUCGUUAAUUGACCGCUUGAUGAUAACAUUUUUUUUUUCAGAAAAAAAAUUUGUCAAUUGCGGAUCAAAAUCUAAUUAUUUCACGAUUGAAUUUCAAAUUUUCUAGUCAGUGCUAAAAGAAAUCAAGUCUGUUGAUUUCUAGCAAGUUAUUAUACUGUUUUCUUUAAAAUUCAAUAUGUAAAUUUAUCUAUUUACCAUUCCAUUGUUCUGACAGUUUUUCUAUCGUAAAUGAACGUGAUAUGAAUUAAUUACCUCUUACAAAACAACUUAAAAAGAAUUCCGUGUAAAUUCAUUACAUUUUAUUUGCGGAAAUAAUUCUUCUUCAACUAGAAAUUAAUUUACCUGUACUGCUUUGCAGAACUACUUUCGACUAACAGAUAAUAUUCCAUAUAUUACACACUUUUUUGGAAAUGUCCCAAACGCAUGUUUUUAAUUUUAUUUUAUUUUUUACUUCUGAACCAAAAAAUCGUUUGAAAUUUUUAUUUGUCGUUUUGUUCCUUUAAUUUGCCUAUAUUUAAUGUUACCAAAUGGUGUAACACUGUCAUUGUUGGUAUUGUAAGAAAACAAUAUUGUUACAAUAAAACAGAAACUUUGAA
This is a messenger RNA of Magallana angulata, 3277 nucleotides long. RefSeq names its product frizzled-9-like. Gene Ontology annotation, cellular component: plasma membrane. Gene Ontology annotation, biological process: canonical Wnt signaling pathway; non-canonical Wnt signaling pathway. Gene Ontology annotation, molecular function: Wnt receptor activity; Wnt-protein binding. Bases 307 to 2109 code for a protein of 600 amino acids. Lineage: Eukaryota; Metazoa; Mollusca; Bivalvia; Ostreida; Ostreidae. The record is from RefSeq and is a predicted model, not a curated record. The transcript has a single exon.